Molecule: messenger RNA, 2437 nt
Organism: Lampris incognitus (smalleye Pacific opah)
Lineage: Eukaryota; Metazoa; Chordata; Actinopteri; Lampriformes; Lampridae
Gene: irg1l
Product: immunoresponsive gene 1, like
Exons: 6
Coding region: 136-1620 (494 amino acids)
Molecular function (GO): lyase activity
Source: RefSeq, a predicted model, not a curated record
UUUGUCACAUCUUGACAACUGCAUAUUUCUAACGCUGAAAAAUCAGACGGUGGAAACCUCAAAGAAAAGAAGAUAAGCUGACAACAAGAAGACAGAGGCCGAAACAGUCUAAAGAAGACAGAAGACAGUUAAACUAUGCUCUCCAAACUACAGAAAACUAUUAGACCAGUGUGUGCAAUGAGGGGCAUACACAAGACCUCAGUGGAAGUUGUGGAGCAUCCAGCCCAUGAGAAAACAGUCACUGGCAGCUUUGGGAGGUUCAUCAGUGAGAUCAAGCCCCAACACCUGUCCUCCACGGUGCUCCACCGAAGUAAAAGGAUGGUGCUGGACAGCAUCGGAGUAAGCCUCCUCGGCAGCACCACGGAUGUGUUUGAACUGGCCCUCCAGCACUGUCUGUACAUGUACGCUCCUGAUGACAUCAGCUCGGUGUACGGACGCAGGGGCACAAGGCUUUCCCCAACACUUGCAGCCUUUGUCAAUGGAGUGGCGACUCACUCCAUGGACUUUGAUGAUACUUGGCAUCCUGCAACUCACCCCUCAGGAGCAGUCCUUCCUGCUCUGUUAGCCAUCAGUGACAUGAUGCCAAAGAACAACAAACCCAGUGGCCUGGACAUGCUGCUGGCUUUCAACAUUGGCAUUGAGAUCCAGGGCCGACUGAUGAGAUUCUCCAACGAGGCCCACAACAUCCCCAAGAGAUUCCACCCUCCCAGUGUAGUAGGGACCAUGGGAAGUGCAGCAGCCUCUGCCAGUCUCUUAUCUCUGGAUCGCUACCAGUGCAGCCAUGCUUUGGCCAUUGCUGCCUCUUUAGCUGGAGCCCCAAUGGCGAACGCUGCCACCCAGUCAAAGCCCCUCCACAUUGGCAAUGCUUCACGACUGGGCAUGGAGGCUGCUCUGCUGGCCUCUCGAGGUCUAGAAGCUAGUCCGCUGAUCCUGGAUGCUGUUGCAGGCGUUGCAGGCUUCAAUGCCUUUUAUGAAGACUAUGUGCCAAAAACUUUGAGCUCACCCAACGAAGGCCAUUCCUUCCUGUUAGAGGAGCAGGACAUUGGCUUCAAGCGUUUCCCCGCCCACCUGGGGAUGCACUGGGUGGUAGAUGCAGCCGCAUCUGUCCAUAAGCUUCUUGUUGGGGCUGAUUCUGGCACAGUUGCCCCUCACCAGGUCCAGGACAUCCUGCUCAGAAUCCCUCAGUCCAAGUACAUCAACAGACCUUUCCCUGAGUCUGAGCACCAGGCACGCCACUCUUUUCAGUUCAAUGCCUGCAGUGCUCUCCUCGAUGGUACAGUGAUGGUGCAAUCCUUUUCCCCUGCUGCUUUGAGGCGACCUGACCUGCUGGCGCUGUUGAGCCGUGUCCGUGUGGAGCAUCCCGACGACAACCCAGCCAACUUCGAUCGCAUGUAUGGCGAAGUCCAGGUGACGCUUGUUGGUGGUGAUAUUCUGAAAGGUCGCUGUGACACCUUCUAUGGCCACUGGCGCAACCCGCUGACCAGCGAGAGUCUGAGGGAGAAGUUCAGGGACAACGCAGGGGCAGUGCUCCCCCCAGAGAGAGUGGAGGGCCUGAUUGAGGCAGUAGAGGGGCUGGACAAACUUGGAGACUGCACACCCCUUCUCUUGUGUCUGCAGUGAACCCUCAGGGACAGUUAAAAGAAUAACAACAAGACAAUAAUUAUUGCACAUAAUAGGAACAUCGGGCACAAAAAUAAUAAUACCGUUAUUGUUUAAGUGCAUUUUCACAUAGCAGGAAUAUGACCUGGUGCUUGUGGGAGACAAGAACCAGAUAUACAAAAAGAUCACAUAUGACAAAAUCAUUAUUUUGACAAAAUAAAUUAUAAUAAUAAAGUCAAAGAUAUACGUACAGUACAUUCCUUAGCCUAAAUCUACCAUGCAUGAUAUAGAUAACACACACGCAUAUUACACUUUCAGCAGUAUCAGAAUUUGGACAUACAUUUAUGAAAUAUCUGUUUUAAUAGUAGAUGCUAUGCUCAACAAUAUCUAGAAUAUAGGUAUUUUGCAAAAUAUAGUUUUUCUAAAGAAUCAUGUAAAUUGUGCAUAUGUUUAUGUAUGCUGGGUGAUGGCAAUGUGUUUUAUUGUCCUUUUAUUGUACUUUUGCUUGCUGCAUUUCUUAGAAUCACUCUCAUUUGGAAAAAUAAAAAUUAAGUUCUUGUUGGUGUGAGGGCAGAGGCAAAGUGGGGUUAUUCUAUGUGGAAUUAUGUAAAGAAUCUAACUUAUUUAAAGCAGUCGUGAAGUAUUCCACUUUAUACUUUCUAUGUUUGAUGAUUGUUUGCACAUAUGUUCAUUCUGGGGCUGUGCCCAGUGUUCGUAAAUAUGAUUUCAGCAUGUAUAACUUACAAUACUUUUUUUUUUACUUUCACAUUUAUGUACUUUAUUAUUCAACGUGCUUAUUAUUCUCAUAUUGUCUUCAUUAAAUAAAAGAUUUAGAAGC